This is a messenger RNA of Cygnus olor (mute swan), 3793 nucleotides long. RefSeq names its product synaptonemal complex protein 2 like (gene SYCP2L). NCBI's taxonomy places the organism in Eukaryota, Metazoa, Chordata, Aves, Anseriformes, Anatidae. The coding region runs from base 392 to 3238 and encodes 948 amino acids. The transcript is spliced from 35 exons. The record is from RefSeq and is a predicted model, not a curated record.
UUAAAUGGGGAACGAGGGAGAAGGAAGCUAGUCUAACAGCAAGGACUGCUUUAGGAGUUCAUACACAGCUGCCUGAGGUUUUGCAUUAAAUCCCUGCCUUUAUUUCAGGCCAUCAGCAGAACCCCUCAAGAACCCUAUAACUGCCCUGGGAGAGAUUUUGCAAGGCAAGAGCUGAGCUUGGUAGGAAGCAGUAUUGAGGAGUUAAAGGGACUGUAAAACAUAACUCACUGGGAGGGUAGAGCCAUCCCGAGGGCUUCAGGCCCUGGGGGAAAACCCCAACAGCAUCCUGACCCCAUCACAGGGGGGUUCCCCAGUUUCCUGCUGACUUCCUGUGCCAGUGACCCCCCCGCAUCCCCCUCUACCCGGUACCUGUGGCAGUUUGGGGUCGUUGAUGUCCCAGGAAGAAGAAAGUGAAAAAUGGGGUAAAGAAAUGGAUGACAUGGCAGCUAGAGCAGAAGACUAUCUUGAAUCGCUUCUCACUGAUGCUUUCAAGGGGAAGGGAUUUCAGAAAAUAAGUGAUCUGCUUCAAGAGAGAGGAAUGGAGCCUUUCCAGAAAUACAGCGAGUCUGUCUUUGUCCAGCUGGACAAAGCACUGCGAAAGGAGCUGGACAAGAAUGAAUUCCACAAUGUCUCCCUGCUGCUGAAGUGUGUGCAGCUCUACUUGAAAAGCGAUCUUCAACAGGGGAUGAGUUUGUUCAUCGAGCAAGGACUGGUAGACAAGCUGGUAUCCUGGUUUGAAAGAACAAGAGGGUUUGUGAUCCUCAUUGAUCCAAAUGAAAAUCAUUUUUUGAUGGCACUUCUUGAAGACUUCUUUGACUCUGCAUUGGUGAUAUGUAAAUGCAGUAAUGAAGGGAAGAAACAACUGGUGAAUUUAUUUCUGCCUGAGCUAGGGCAUCUUGUGACAGAAGCAAGCAUUUGCUGCGCUCUGCGGCUGGAGGCUUUGAGGACUCUCAACUCUAUACUAGACAGCGUCCCACGUGAGGAGAGGAAGAAAUUCCCCUUGUCUGAAGAGAUGUGCUCCCUUACGAAUGACCUUGCACAAACGAUACUGGAGGUUGGUGAUUAUGACCUUCAGGUUACGCUUUCAGAAGCACUUUGUAGGCUAAUGACAAAAAAAUGGAGAGAUGACCUUGUUCACCACUGGUUUGAAGAUAACUAUCUUGCUGAAGCUUUCAAAGAGAUCAAGGAUAGAGAAUUUGAGACGGACUGCAGGAAAUUUCUUAACCAGCUAAAUGAAAGACUUGGGGAUGACAGAAGAGUCUAUUCGUUUCCUUGCAUAUCUGCCUUUGCUGACAUGAACCAGGUGAAGAAGCCAUCAGAUGAGAAGCUGGAGGAGUUCUGGAUUGACUUCAACACCGGCAGCCAGAGUGUGACUUUUUACAUAGAUGGUACUGAGGGUGCUCUCUGGGACUCCGUGAGGCUGUCGAAAGACGCAGUCAGCAGUUACAGUCUGAAGGAGGGUGGUGGAGAAAAGAUUGUUAAAAUUUACAUGAAGACUCCUGCUACUCUUAACAAGACAGAGGCAACAAAAAUCAAAAUAUGUUUCAGUGCUGAGCAUGACAUUUUAAAUAUACUUAAAAAAGUCCUUGGAGAAGAAAAAAUGAUGACAAAUGUUGCUGAAGAGGACACUAUCCAUAGUGGGAAGAAAGCUGGUCAGACUGAAGCAGUGACACCUCAAUCCAGUGAUCCACAGAAGAGGAAAGAUCCUUCAGUCUCUGAAAAUGCGGGCUCCCUGUCAGAAGACUUAUUUUCUCAACACAACCAGUCAUUAGCAGGCAGUGUAGCAGUCUCUAAACAGAAAAUGGUUAACUCUGGUAUCACCAUGGUUUCAGUGGGCCAGCAGACUGACAUGGACGAUGCUUACCAAGGUUCAGCUCCUGAGGGUGAAGCUGUGGUUUCCUUGCCUCCUUCAGCAAAAAAGUCUAAAACUCCAUCUCCAAGGACAAAAGCUAAGCCUAGUGAGAAGCCCCUAGAAGAACCACCUAUGGAGGAGUCAACACCAAAGAAGGACAAUGCCUGGGAAAGGAGAAAUGGAAAAAAAGGCUUGGCCAAACAGAAAACUGAAGGCAGGAACGAUUCCUAUGACUUUGAAAGCUCAGACUCUGCAAGCCAUGAAAAGGUUGCUGAAGCCAAAGGAAAGCUUUUUGGCCAGAAAACUUCUUCACAGAAUUUGAGGAAGCAUCUUUUUUCUGGAAGCAACCAUGAAAAAACAAGUAACAGUCAGAGUGAAAAAAGCUGGAUCCUUAACUCUCAGAAACAGCCGUUGCCAAAAUCUCUUGACUAUACUCGAAAAAGGCGUAGAGUGAGGAGCAAAUUAAAAGUACUUCCAGUGUCUUCUGCAAGUAGUGGCAGUGACUACCAGAUACAGGAGCUAAAAGAAAUCCGAAGAGAUCAAAAGGAAAUGCCAAAGAAAAAAAGCACAUCCACCUCCAAGGGAGAUGAGUUACCUACAGUGGAUCUUGCUGGUGACGUGCUCUCAGAGGAGCUUGAAGUGGCACCACUGUCCCUGGAUACAUCUGCUGAGGGCCUCUCCAACGUGGAGGAGAAAGCAACACAGAAGUUUCACAAUGCAUCUGACAAACUUUCAAAAGAAGAAAGUUUUAAGCGGAAGGACUCAGAUGUAUUAAGUGGCACUGUUGGGAAGAAGCCCAAGUUUUACAGUCAGGAAACAAAACGCUUGUUCUCUGGUGCUCCCUGUACACCAAAGAAACUAUUUGAUUCAGUCGAGAAGAAAGAAGAGAUGCAAACAGGUCAGGAAAUGGGUGAUGAGGAUGAUGUAUUUUAUUCUGAGAUACGUCAUGAAGAUAUUGUUGCCUCAGGGGUGAUUACUGCAUUUGAAAGCUUCAUCAGCCAACGAAAGAAACUGUUCUGGUCCAGGUACAAAAGGAUGGAGAUGCAUGCCCAGAACGCACUGAGGACUUCUGAGGAGACCAUGUCUAUGCUGCUGAACCAGAUACAUGAGCGCAGACUGAAUAAGCUGGAUGCCUUCCAGAAGACUGUUGUUGAGGAGCUCGCCAGCCUUGAGAGGGAAACCCAAAUCUUGGCGAACAUGGAGAAGGAUGCUAUGGACUUCUGGAACGCCCAGUUACUCAAACUGAAUUCUCUCUUCAACCAGCGGAAUCAAAGAAUUCAGUCUGUUGACUCAGCCCUGGGUGAGGAAGCCUGGAGCUUUUCCAGUAUGAUCCAGGAUCCAGAACACCACAGUAGGUGCUGUGCCCAAACCACUCCAGGCGUGUGACUGUGACAGGAACCAUCACUAUGAACGCCCAAUGAAGAAAGCAGCAGAAAACAAUGUUCGUUGUUCCUUCUGACUAGCAACCCCUGAAUUCACAAGAGCUCUUAAUGUCUGAGCAUCUUACGCCACAUAGAAAAGAUGGUCAUAUGAAGGAUAUGUUAAUCUACUUUAAAUGAAAAGAAAAAUGGGGGGGGGGGGGGCGCAAAUAACAUUUUUUUCACACACAAAAAAAAUCUCAGUAUCAAUGUAGACUGCUUGAAGGUUCCGGUUUUGACUCCUGUGUCGGUAACAUCAAGAUUUUCUCCAAAAUGCAAGACAGGUCCAAUAAAUACCAAAGAAAUAAAAAAAGAACUAAAUAAUAUCGUGGUUUAUCCAACAGCCUGAUAUGCAUUGGCUGUCUCUGAGUACUCUGUUAAUACCCUUAUCAAAUGUAAAAGUACUUUGAUUCUAAGUAAAACACUCCUUGCAUAAGAGAACAAACUCCUCAUUCCUGAAUCGAUGCACUAUGCAUGCCUGUUGAAAGGCACUUUCUAGAGUCCUGUGUAACCUGUGUGGAAU